Molecule: messenger RNA, 914 nt
Organism: Lucilia sericata (common green bottle fly)
Lineage: Eukaryota; Metazoa; Arthropoda; Insecta; Diptera; Calliphoridae
Exons: 4
Coding region: 133-615 (160 amino acids)
Source: RefSeq, a predicted model, not a curated record
CCGUUGGCAGUCGGCUAAACAACAACGAUAUUUAUGUAUUUUAUAUCUCAGUUUUAAAAUAUUUUCGAAAAAAAAUAUAAUAAAGAUAUUAUUUGUGAAACUAAAAAAAUAAGAAUUUAAAAAUCUUUUAAAAUGAAAUGUUGCUGUUGCAGUGGUUAUACUUUUGGCAUUAUCCUUGGUUCCAUUAAUCUUGUCUUCAGCUUAUUAGGCUUUAUUUUACAAUGUUUGUUUUUCAACGCCUAUAAAGAAAUUGCGGAUCCUGAACGUAGAAAAGAUGCUAAAACUGAUGCUAUCCUGACCUUGGUCGUAACUGCCUUGACUGCCCUUAUAUCUGGUUUAUUCAUUUUUGCCAUUGUCAAGAGAAAAUACAAAUUGAUGUUGGCCUGGCUGGUACUUUGUGUUUGCAAUUUGGCUCUCAGUAUAAAAUUAUUAAUUUUUGCGAUCAUUGAUUCCACCAAGGGUAAAACUAAAGGAGAAGAAACUGCCGUUACAAUUGUCAUCAGUUUGAUAAUAAGUGCUAUUCAAUUUGGUAUCUACUGGUUCAGUUAUAAAUUGUACAAGGAAAUGAAACAGGAAUAUGGUAGAAAACCGGGAAGUGCAUCGGUGGAUUAUUAAAACCGUUUGUCCUGAUUAAAAUUUUAUUAAAGAUGAAGGUUAUUCUCUGAAUUGAAGUAUCUUAUUCGUAAAAAAUAAACAAAUAUUUAUAUAGUAGAACACAAAUUAUGAAUUUGAUCUAUAAAUUUUUUUUAAAUUAUUAUGAAUAAGUUCCAUGAUAAUUAAAUAUUUUUGAAUAUUGUAUUAUAACAAUUAUAUAUAACAUUUAUUAUUAUAUACUUAAUAGUAGUCUACUCAGGAUGCAAAAUUUUACUAAUAAUAAUAAGAAAGUAUUCUUAAAAUAAAUAAAUAAUAUAAUU